AGUUUCCUCUACGCUCGUGAUCUACAUUACUACGAGUCAUCAUCUGCUACUAGCUCCGUCCUCACAUCCGCACAGAAAGAAUACACAAAGGUAUACGCUACUACGUACUGCAUAACGUCGACCAGGAUGAGGUCUUUUCCGCACGUCCGGUCUCCUUGGCGCAUACGUCACAACGGUCAUGCAGUUGAACCCAGGGUUCAACUUCAACCGUAUAUCCGAUGGACAAGAGACAAUAGACAGGGGGGUCAAGGGCAUGAGGAUACAGGAACAGACCAAUUAAGCAUCACGUCCUUCCCCGAAGGGUAUAUCCGUGGAGGGUCCGUAACCACGUGCCGGAUUGAACUGGGACAAUCGUUUCGGCCGGAUCCUUCAAAGGAAGAUGAUCAUACGGUAUGCCUCUCCCAGGGUCGAACAUACCCAGUUACUGUGUCUCCUAGACUAUUACUGCGCCCAACCCCACGCCAGCUAGCGAGCCAGCCAGCCAGCCAUUCAGAUCCUGGCUGCAACCGCAGCGCGCGUUAUACCGCUCAGGGGAUUAGGAUGGCCGUUACCAAUCUGCUAUCCGUGCACGUUCAUCCCUAAACGUCCGACUCGGCAAGACAUGGGCUCUAACCGC
Aspergillus welwitschiae is the source of this 616-nucleotide messenger RNA. RefSeq lists its product as uncharacterized. Lineage: Eukaryota; Fungi; Ascomycota; Eurotiomycetes; Eurotiales; Aspergillaceae. The transcript has 2 exons. The coding region runs from base 127 to 582 and encodes 151 amino acids. The record is from RefSeq and is a predicted model, not a curated record.